This is a messenger RNA of Spodoptera litura, 994 nucleotides long. RefSeq names its product mitochondrial inner membrane scaffold 1. Gene Ontology annotation, cellular component: mitochondrion. The record is from RefSeq and is a predicted model, not a curated record. Lineage: Eukaryota; Metazoa; Arthropoda; Insecta; Lepidoptera; Noctuidae.
UGUCAAUAACUUGUCUUCUCAUCCAAACCUGUCAACAAUAAUCUUAUCCCGUUACACAUUUUUUCCGAAUAGUAUUAGAAAAUGUAUAGUUCGUAAGAUUUUUGUGCAAUAUUAUCAAUACAUGAAUAAAAAUGGCCCUAACUUAUAGGGCCUUAUUUAAAAAUUAUUAUUACUUGCAAAAUAUAACCAAACCGGUAAAAUGGAGUGUCGGAGAGAAAUAUCCAGUAAGAAGUAUGGCAAUUGGCCCCUGUUAUCAUAAUGAAUACAAUCCAAGACCCUUGCUUGAGACAAAGGAUUUAACAAUACAAGCUACAAGCUUAAGACUAUAUUCCACUCAAGACAAAACUCCAUCAGAUGGGGAACCAACAAAAGUGAAAGUAGGUCUUAUACAAAAAUUUAAAGUAAUGUACAGGGAUUAUUGGUAUGUGCUAAUACCUGUUCAUGUGGCUACGUCUAUUAUUUGGUUUGGAAGUUUUUACUAUGUUGUUAGAAGUGGUGUUGAUGUGUUAGCUAUAUUAAAAACAUUGGGUGUCAGUGAAACCAUAAUUGUUCCCCUAAGAGACUCUGCUGCAGGAUAUUUUGCCCUCGCAUUAGCAUUGUACAAAUUGGCAACACCUUUGCGGUAUACUGUAACAGUAGGAGGGACAACAGUUGCCAUUAAAAAAUUAAAAGAAUUGGGUUUCAUCAAACCAGUCCCUUCACGAGAAAGGAUAAAAGAAAUUUUUCAAGAAAAGAAAGAUACACUCCAAGAUCGUUUCAAUGAGAGUAAAACCCAUUAUCAAACGCAAAUGAAAGAAAGACGCACUCAAGUCCUGCAGGAAAUGAAACGUUAUAAAACUGAAAUGAGGAAUAUGAAGAAAAACAAGGUGAAGAAACUGUAAAACUUAAAAAUUCCAUAAAAAUAACUAACUUUAACUAAUUAAUGCAAGAAUGUCAUGAAAAUGUUAUUUAGUAAUAAUUGACCAACAUGAAGUAUGAAUUGAGAAACUACCAU